Messenger RNA from Prorocentrum cordatum, 417 nucleotides. The record is from the annotation of a GenBank genome assembly. NCBI's taxonomy places the organism in Eukaryota, Dinophyceae, Prorocentrales, Prorocentraceae.
AUGGGUCGGUGGGGCUUGGGAGCGCCCGCCGACGUGCCCGACUGGCGCAGGGACCAGUUCCAGGCCCCAGAGGCGCCGCCGAUGCCCCGCAUCGGCCCCGGGCAGCGGAACGUCAAGGUGCCUCAGCAGUGCGUCGGGAAGAUCUUGGGGAAGAUGGGUGCUUCGGUGAACGAGAUGCAGGCCCAGACCCGGUGCGACAUCAAAAUGAAUCAGGACACGAAGGAGCACGGGUACAGUUUCGCUGUGAUCACCUCGGUGGAGGACCUGGACGCCUGCGAGAAGCUGAUCCUGGACCUCCUCUGCCUGGUCGUCGGAGUCGCGGGCGAGCUGCGCAGCGCCCUCGCCUCUCUCAGGCCUGCGACUCCUCGAGCCUGGGCGUCUUCCACCCGACGAUCGUCAGGUCCCUCGCGCUGCUGA